Molecule: messenger RNA, 1784 nt
Organism: Girardinichthys multiradiatus
Lineage: Eukaryota; Metazoa; Chordata; Actinopteri; Cyprinodontiformes; Goodeidae
Gene: srrd
Product: SRR1 domain containing
Exons: 6
Coding region: 144-1052 (302 amino acids)
Biological process (GO): microtubule-based process
Cellular component (GO): nucleus; cytoplasm
Source: RefSeq, a predicted model, not a curated record
AACUAUGUGUUGCUCUCAAAGUAGUCCCUCGUGGUAGUGGAUCCUUAGCACAUAUUAUAAUAGUCACUUUUCUUAAAAAUUAGAUGAAAAUACACAUGUUGUAACAUUCCUGUGUGUAUGAGUGCCUAGUAAUAUAUAGUUAAAUGUCGGAUUCCGUAGAAGAGUGGCAGGUAGUUCGACGGGGAAAAGGUGCAUCAAGGAAAUUUAAAUCUCACCACCAAAUCCCCCCUGCCUCUGCAUGUCUGCAGGAACAGCUGGAUGUUCAGAAACUUGUCAGACGGAUCAGAGACACAGUGUCUGAGUUGAGAGUUGAAGAGCUUUGGCAACAGUGGAAAAAUCAGCUUCUGUUAGCAACAUCAACAUCCCUAUCAAGACCUUCAGAGAGAAGUGAGACCGACACCCAGCAGGACAAGGACACAGAGGGGACAGUACAGCAACAUCUGGAGUGUGUGUGUUAUGGCCUCGGCUCCUUUUCUUCAUGUGUCUCAGCCCGCUACCAGCUUGCCAUGUUGCUGCUGCUACUGGAUGCAGGACAGAUUCCCCUGAAGAAUUGCUCUCUUUAUGAUCCUGCAUUCUCCUCUGCAGAGAGAGAUGUUUUGAGAGGGCUGGGAUUGACUUUACUCACAGAAAAUGAGGAGGGGAAGCGUCUGGCCUCUAAGCCCACCCUUUUUUAUCUAAUGCACUGUGGAAAAGCCCUGUACAACAACCUGCUGUGGAAGAACUGGAGCCCACGCUGUUUGUCUCUGGUUACGAUCAUCGGAAACUGCUUCAGCGGCAUCAGGGAGAGGACCAUCGAGAGGGAACUGAGGCGGGAUUACUGUUACAUCAGCAAAGCUGUGGAUUUGUGUGAAGAGAGACGGCUGCCUUGUCCUUCCCGACUGAUAGAUGUCUUCAGUGAUACAGCAGUUAUCACUUUUCCUUCAGACCGAUUAAACAAACUCCCACAGUCUACUUGGACAGACUCACCUGAACCACAAUACCAACAUUGCUUGGAUUUAGAAAUAAUACUAAAACAAACGUGCGUCUCAACCUCUCCAGUGACAGGUGAUUGAUAACAAUGGAUGUAUUUUUACUCCCAACACUGAUGUAACUUUUUAAAAUAAAUCAGAAUCAUGGUAAGUUUAUUCUGAGGCUUUUUGGGAGAAGAAAGGACAAUGUUUACUAUUCCAAACUCAUCAGUUCAAGUCUGGUUUUAUGUAGCAAUAAAUAUUUUAAAUGGAUUAGUUUAUGUUCCUCUUAAAAUGUUUUAUUCAUGUUUAUUAUAAACUACAUUCAUAUUUUUAGAGACAUUUUGAAUACGUUUCUUUUAGUUAAACUGCAAAUAGUGGCACCAAAACAUUUUAGUAGUGUGAAGUUCUGACAACCAACAUUUUUUACUGAAGCUGACUUGAAAGGAAUCAGUUCCUAAAUAUCAAACUAAUUUAACGGGGAAAUUGCUCCCACUGAAGGUCUUUUGGUCCACUGUCCAUUAGCGGCUAUGUGAAACAAAUGUUCAAAACGUGUUGUUAGGCAGGUUAAUAUCUGAUAGAAAGUAACGAUGUGUGAAAAUCUGCAAAUAUAUCUGCAAAAUAGUGUUGACUUUGUGCUUCUGUGUUUUCACCGCUUUUUACAUCAGGUCGUUCGUCUGCUAGGUCACGUUUACAACAUUCCACAAGAAUGUUGUAAACUAUUUACCAUUGUCAUUAUGAAAUUGAAGUCUCAACAUCCAUUGAGCAAAAACCAAAUCAGUGUAACUUUUCAGGAUAAGCCAGUAGAUAAAUAAACCACAGUGAUGAUGUUUCAGG